AAUUCUUGAAAUUCAAAAAAAUCAAAACUUUUCAGUACUCUCCCCCCAAAGCCUUCAACCCGCCCCUGAAACUUGGGAAAAACGCAGAUCAACAAAAUUAAAACAAAAUCAAAGUCUCUUUUGCGUUUUCAAUCAAGUUUUUAAUACCUGCCCCGCUCUCUCAAAAAAUUUCAAAACUUUCAUUUAUGGCGCUAUCUAUCGUAUAUACAUACACCCUUAACUCAUUUGCAUCCACCACUCUCACAGACAAUUCAUCCUCGCACACCUUGCUCUCUCUCUCUGGGUUUCUUGGAAUCUGCAUUCGUUGUGGUAUUAUACAAUGGCGGACCAAGAGAACUGCACGAGGGUGACUCGCUUGGCGACUAAGAAGAGAGCAGCGACUGAGCCAGAUGCAAUGGCUUCUCAGAAACAGCAAAACAAGAAGAAGAGAGUGGUUUUGGGCGAGAUUCAGAAUUUUGUAGCGCCAUUGGAGGCGAGUAACAAAAAUAGCAAGCAGAAUCUUGAGAACCAAAAGCAGAAAAAGAAGCCCAAUAGGAAGGUUAAGAAGCCGGAGGAGGUAACGGAUGUCAGCGUGGCGGAGGAUAGGGAGAAGAAGAGUGUGAAGGGUGAAGAUGAGGCUGGAAUUGAUGUCAACGUCAAACCUGAUGACCCACAAAUGUGUGCAGCCUAUGUUUCUGGGAUAUACGAAUACCUUCAUAAAAUGGAGAUGGAAGCUAAGAGAAGGCCAAUGGCAGAUUACUUAGAAAAGGUUCAGAAGGAUGUGACUGCAAACAUGAGAGGGAUUUUGGUGGAUUGGUUAGUCGAAGUUGCUGAGGAAUACAAGCUUCUUUCAGAUACACUUUACUUAACAGUGUCGUACGUCGAUAGAUUCUUGUCAUUGAAUGCUAUAAACCGACAAAGGCUCCAGCUUCUUGGAGUCACUUCGAUGCUCAUUGCCUCGAAAUAUGAGGAGAUUAGUCCCCCACAUUUGGAAGAUUUUGUUUACAUUACGGAUAACACAUAUACAAAGGAAGAGAUGGUGAAGAUGGAGUCCGAUGUACUAAAUUCAUUAAAGUUUGAAGUGGGCAAUCCUACCGUCAAAACAUUUCUCAGGAGGUUCACCAGGAUUGCUCAAGAAGAUCACAUGAAUCCCGAUUUGCAAUUGGAGUUCUUGGGAUAUUAUCUAGCAGAAUUAAGUUUGUUGGAUUAUGGAUGUUUGAAAUUCUUGCCCUCUUUGGUGGCUGCUUCAGUUGUGUUCCUAGCAAGAUUUACACUUCAGCCUAAUUUACAUCCUUGGAGUUUGGUACUUCAAUGUCAAUCUGGAUAUAAAGCAGCCGAUCUUAAAGAAUGUGUAGGUAUCCUACAUGACUUGCAACUGAGUAGAAAAGGAAGUUCUUUAGUAGCAGUGAGGGAAAAGUACAAUCAGCACAAGUUUAAAUGUGUAUCCGCAUUAUCUUUGCCAGCAGAAGUGCCGGAAUCAUUUUUUGAAGAUAUUAAGGAAGACUGAUAGAUACCUUAAAGAAUGGAAGAUUGGUUGUACAUGAAGCUUUUGAGUAUCAAAACUUGUUCUACUGAGGAAUGCUGUUUGGGAAGGGAUUGUUUGCUGAACAGAUUAUCGUGCCUGCUUUGCUGGAUCUAACAGUUUGGAUGUGCAUUUGACGGAAAUUAAAGGCACCACUCUGUUGACAUACUUAUCGCCGAACUUUUUUAAGAUUGUUGCUUCGUAGAAAGCUUCUUACUGUAGAAAUGUAGGUCAACAGUUUGAUAUCAGCAAUUCCAAUCAUGUAAACCAAUAUUCUUGUGACUGAGGCUUGCUGAAACGACUCAUACUUUCUCUUUACUUUAUGUAACUGUGUUGUCUGGCUCGAAUCCGAUAUACAGACUGACUCGAGGUAGUAGUAUCCAAGCUUUGCAUCGAGUAUAAGACAACAUACAAUGUAUGUUGGAGAAAUUGGGUCAUGGCUGUUUUGUGGUAUCUGAUGCUUGAUGGUUUCUUUGCAAGAAACAAUGGCUGGACAUUAUAUCAUAUUUGGUUAGGUUUACCAUUUCUAUUGACAUACUGCAAAUUUUUUAACAAUUGUUUUUUAAGACUUGGGAGAACUCUU
This is a messenger RNA of Olea europaea var. sylvestris, 2084 nucleotides long. Its product is annotated as putative cyclin-A3-1. The transcript is spliced from 7 exons. Gene Ontology annotation, cellular component: cytoplasm; nucleus; cyclin-dependent protein kinase holoenzyme complex. The record is from RefSeq and is a predicted model, not a curated record. Gene Ontology annotation, molecular function: cyclin-dependent protein serine/threonine kinase regulator activity. Gene Ontology annotation, biological process: mitotic cell cycle phase transition; regulation of cyclin-dependent protein serine/threonine kinase activity. NCBI's taxonomy places the organism in Eukaryota, Viridiplantae, Streptophyta, Magnoliopsida, Lamiales, Oleaceae. The coding region runs from base 320 to 1486 and encodes 388 amino acids.